Molecule: messenger RNA, 1016 nt
Organism: Prorocentrum cordatum
Lineage: Eukaryota; Dinophyceae; Prorocentrales; Prorocentraceae
Source: the annotation of a GenBank genome assembly
GGAUCACCUCCUCCUCCUUUCCUCGCUGCCUCCCUCCUUGCUGCUCUUCUCGGCGGCGAGCAGGGGGGGGCUUUCAAGAAGCCCUCCCGCCUUUCGUAGCCAUUUUGGCUCAAGCCAUUUUUGUUCCAGCUGUUGCUCGCGUGCUGCCGCAGACGAGGUUGUGGAGCUGUUCGGCGCCGUUCCAGAUAUCUCCCAUUCGCCAUGGCGCCCAGCUCGCGUGCCCUGCUCGUCGCUGGGUGCGCGGCCGUGGCCGCAGCGGAGACCGUGAAGUUUUCCGACUACGACCUUGGGGCAGAGUUCACCAAGUGUGUCAAGAUCUCGGAUUGGAACACGAUGGGAGUCGACGACGAGGUGGAGGUCGCGGCUUACGGCGAUGAUGGAUGCUGCCCGACCGAUUACACCCCGGGCGUCGCGCUUGGAUCCGGCACGGAGUACCACAAGGGCGUGGUGAGGUGCGGCUUGAACGAUGAUGGAUCGCGGUCUGGCAUGAGCACGGGCACGACUUGCGAUUACGGCAACUGCUUCGUGGUAAACCCGGCCUUUACGUGCUCGGACGCGGACGGCUCCAAGAUGACUCUGGGCGGCUGUUGCCCGACGACGAGCGACUACGGGGACGACUGCUACGGCUACUCCAAGUCCACCUCGAACAGCGUGGAAUACUGUUCCACUUACAAGAUCGUCAGCGGCGCCUGGGAGACCCUCGGCUCCUCCGCGACGGACGACGACAUCGUGGACGGCGCGCUCGCCUGGGGCACGGCGGUGGGCGGCUCGGGCGUCUACAACUACGGCCUCUGCGGCUCGUCCGGCCAGCGGGCCGCCGCCAGCCUCGCGCGGCGCAGCGCCGCCCUUGCUGGCCUCUCUGCGCUUCCCGGCCUCGCCGCGGCAGCGCUGGCGGCGCUCGCGGCGUAAUUCAGGCAGCGCGGGUGAUUUGUUCAGUCGUGCGUCGCGUGCAUCACGCAGCGCAGCCAGUGUUUCUAUGCAUUUGGUGUACCAGGCAGCGCGUAGCAGAACAGAAG